Saccostrea echinata is the source of this 689-nucleotide messenger RNA. RefSeq lists its product as uncharacterized. Lineage: Eukaryota; Metazoa; Mollusca; Bivalvia; Ostreida; Ostreidae. The record is from RefSeq and is a predicted model, not a curated record. The transcript is spliced from 5 exons. The coding region runs from base 171 to 689 and encodes 172 amino acids.
UCAUUUCCACCUCAGGCACAAUAAACAGUCUUUACUACCCAACGUGGACUUUUACCAAUAAUAACUGCAGCUGGUAUAUAUAUGUAUUUUACGACUUGGCCAUAGAAAUAGAGAUAGAAAAUUUGGAAAUCACACCUUGCUGCGAUUCUUUCACAGUAGUGGAUAAUAAUAUGAAUCAACAAUUAUGGAGACUGCUGAACUCUACAAACGGCACAUUUGAAACUGGAACAAACAACAUUACAAUAACGUUAACAACAAGUGGAAGUGCAUCUAUAAAAGGAUUCCGCCUGCAUUAUCGAACAUACCUACCAAAUGAUACUUUGACUACAGCAGGUCAAGAUUCCAUGUCAUCAGAGACAACAGACAGUACAAUAGAUAGUUCGACAGAAUGGCCAAGCACCACAACAGGUACGACUACUACGUCACAAUGGCCAAGCAUCACAGAAGAUGCGACUACUACGUCACAAUGGCCAGGCACCACAACAGAUACGACUACAACGUACAACUGUGCCACAAUGGCCAAGCACCACAACAGGUACGACAACCGUGCCACAAUGGCCGAGCACCACAACAGGUACGACAACCGUACAACAAUGGCCAAGCACCACAACAGGUACGACAACCGUGCCACAAUUGCCAAGCACCACAGAAGAUUCGACUACUACGUCUCAAUGGCCAAACACCAUUGA